AUGGAAAUAGCAAAUAAUAAUAGACCUUCCUCUAAAAUUGAACAAUCAUUAGCACUCUGGAUUGAUCAGGCAGCAAGUGAUAAUUGUACUUUAUCUGGGCAUAUUGUUAUUUCAAAAGCUAAAGUUUUUGCCCAACAUUUUCAGAUAAAUGACUUCAAAGGAUCAAAUGGGUGGUUUGUUAGAUUUAAAAGACGAUACAAUAUUUCUGAACAUGUUCGUUGUGGUGAGGCAAAUUCCGCACCUUUGGAAGAAUUAAUUGAUGCAUAUGACAAUAAGAUUAAUCAACAAAUACCUGUACCAAAACUUACAAUAUUUGAUGCUAUUUCUUUUACUGCAGAAGCAUGGAACCUUGUUUUGCCUAGUACAAUUGUUUCAUGCUGGUUUAAAGUUGAUAUCCUUCCUUCUUUGGAAAAUAUUGAAGAUUAUUUAAUUUUACCAUCUGAUGAUGAUACAGAUUCAAUCCAAGAAAUGAUUGGUUGUUUUAAUUUUGAUGAUUCAUUAUCUGCUAAUGACUACAUAGAAAUAGAUUUGAGAUUGCAAAAUCAGGAUAAAUUAGCUGAUCAAGAAAUCAUUGAACUAUGA
Molecule: messenger RNA, 582 nt
Organism: Entrophospora sp. SA101
Lineage: Eukaryota; Fungi; Glomeromycota; Glomeromycetes; Entrophosporales; Entrophosporaceae
Source: the annotation of a GenBank genome assembly